GUGAGGGGCUUCAGGACCUUGGGGCAGCUCCUGAGUUCAGACAGAGUUCAGGCAGGGAGACAGGGGCACAGAGAGACAGAGGUUCAUGGACUGAGGCAUAAGGCUGGGCCUGGCUCAGCAACCCAGGCCUCCCGCAGGCAGGCAGAAGCUGCCCUGGAACCCACGGAGACCAGACCAACAGCUCUGAUGAGCUCCACAGUGGCUGCAGCUGCGCCUGCAGCUGGGGCUGCCUCCAGGAAGGAGUCUCCAGGCAGGUGGGGCCUGGGGGAGGAUCAGACAGGUAUGGCUUCUCCUGGAGGUAGGGUCGGGUUUGGGCCCUUGGGGAGCAGGGUAAGGGCCAGAGGUUUGCAGGGACCACGGAAGGAGCCAGAGCAACUCAGACCCAGCCCCGCCGGCUGUGGGCAAGGGUGGGGUAGCCUGCGGGUAAACCCAGAAUCCUAGAAACACAGUGGGGCGGGGAUGGGGGUUGGGGGCGGGCAGGCUGCAGAGCCAGGACAGGACAGCCCAGCCGAUGGGGAAGGAAAGAACAGAGAAGCGCCCUUAGGGCUUAACAGCACAGAGGUCCCUAGUGGCGUCGACAAGAAUGUUUCUGUGGGAUGAUGGAGCCUGAAGCCACCCACAGAGAAGGGCUGGGAGCUGGGAAAGUGGAGGUGUGAGCGCCUCGCUCCAGUGCCGCGUGUGCGGAGACAGCAGCAGCGGGAAGCACUAUGGCAUCUACGCCUGCAACGGCUGCAGCGGCUUCUUCAAAAGGAGCGUGCGGCGGAGGCUCAUCUACAGGUGCCAGGUGGGGGCAGGGAUGUGCCCCGUGGACAAGGCCCAUCGCAACCAGUGCCAGGCCUGCCGGCUGAAGAAGUGCCUGCAGGCGGGGAUGAACCAGGACGCCGUGCAGAACGAGCGCCAGCCGCGAAGCACAGCCCAGGUCCGCCUGGACAGCAUGGAGUCCAACACUGAGCGCCGGCCGGAGUCCCUGGUGGCUCCCCCGGCCCCGGCAGGGCCCAGCCCACGGGGCCCCACACCCAUGUCUGCAGCCAGAGCCCUGGGCCACCACUUCAUGGCCAGCCUUAUAACAGCUGAAACCUGUGCUAAGCUGGAGCCAGAGGAUGCUGAUGAGAAUAUUGAUGUCACCAGCAAUGAUCCUGAGUUCCCCUCCUCUCCAUACUCCUCUUCCUCCCCCUGCGGCCUGGACAGCAUCCAUGAGACCUCGGCUCGCCUGCUCUUCAUGGCCGUCAAGUGGGCCAAGAACCUGCCUGUGUUCUCCGGCCUGCCCUUCCGGGAUCAGGUGAUCCUGCUGGAAGAGGCGUGGAGUGAACUCUUUCUCCUCGGGGCCAUCCAGUGGUCUCUGCCUCUGGACAGCUGUCCUCUGCUGGCACCGCCCGAGGCCUCUGCUGCUGGUGGUGCCCAGGGCCGGCUCACGCUGGCCAGCAUGGAGACGCGUGUCCUGCGGGAAACUAUCUCUCGGUUCCGGGCGUUGGCGGUGGACCCCACGGAGUUCGCCUGCAUGAAGGCCUUGGUCCUCUUCAAGCCAGAGACGCGGGGCCUGAAGGAUCCUGAGCACGUAGAGGCCUUGCAGGACCAGUCCCAAGUGAUGCUGAGCCAGCACAGCAAGGCCCACCACCCCAGCCAGCCUGUGAGGUUUGGGAAAUUGCUCCUGCUCCUCCCGUCUUUGAGGUUUAUCACUGCGGAACGCAUCGAGCUCCUCUUUUUCCGCAAGACCAUAGGGAAUACUCCAAUGGAGAAGCUCCUUUGUGAUAUGUUCAAAAACUAGUGGGGGUGGAGGUGAAAUGUUUCCAAGCACUCUGGAAAGCAAUCUACUGAAACGAAACAUUUGCCUGCUCUUUGCCCCAGCAGUUCCUCGUAGGUGUGUGUACCCAGCAGAGAUGCCCACCGAAAGAUAUUGUAAGAAUAUUCAUAGCAGCUUUAUUCAUAAUAGCCCCAAACUGUAUAUUGAUGGUAGGAUGAAUUAACAAAUUGUGGUAUAUUCAUAUAAUGAAAAAUAAUUUAAAAAGAAUGAAUUAUGGAUACAUGUGGCAACACAGGUAAACUUCACAGACAUAAAAGCUGAAUGAAAGAAGCCAGGCAGAAGUUCCAUUUAUGCAGAGUUCAGGAACAGGCAAGACUAAUUGACAAUAAUAGGAGUUGGAAUAGUGGUUACUUCUGGGUGGUGGGGGAUUGAUACAGAGGGGGCUCAUGGGAGCCCUCUGGUGUACCAGAAAUGUUGAUUUUGAUCUGGGCAGUGGUUUCACAAAUGUAUUCAUACAUAAUAAUUCAUUGAGCUGUGCACUUUAUUUUGUUAGACCUCAAUAAAAAAGUAAAAACAAAAAAACAAAAAAAAAACAGAAAAACGUUUGGUCAAGGCUCUCCCUUUGAGGACACCGAAGGAAUGAGCGCAAGGUCUUUGAGUUCCAUCUGGGUUCCACUCCAAGUCAGAGACCAGGGGCAAUGAAUUCAAGCCCAGUGGAAAAUCUCCCAUAGAAUUCAACCACCCAGCUUCUCUCCAGAUGGCAUCCCAUCAUCCGCAGCAUCUCAACCUUUAUCUCCUAUCUCCUUCCUCAUCUCCUUCCUAAGUAAAGAACACCUUCCAACUCAACAUAAGGCAGCUACAGGUACUUUUUGUGAAAGGGACUCUUCAUCACUUCUUAGGUCCUUAUGGAAAGAUACAGCUCAGACAAACCUCAUCAUUUUCUUUCUCUCUCUUUUUUUUUUUUGAGACGGAGUUUUGCUCUUGUUGCACAGGUUGGAGUGCAAUGGCACAAUCUCAGCUCACGACAACCUCUGCCUCCCGGGUAUAAGUGAUUCUCCUGCCUCAGCCUCCCGAGUAGCUGAGAUUACAGGUAUGCACCACCAUACCCAACUAAUUUUGUAUUUUCAGUAGAGACGGGGUUUCUCCAUGUUGGCCAGGCUGGUCUAGAGCUCCCGACCUCAGGUGAUCCACCCACCUUGGCCUCCCAAAGUGCUGGGAUUAUAGGUGUGAACCUAAUCCUUUUUGAAGGUGGACCCAGAUGACUGUGAAAAUAAUAUUUUAACAUGUUAACAUAGAUCAGGCAAUGUAUAUAUUAAUAGCAGGCAGUGAGCUGGGCACUUUUUAAAUUGCCAUUUAAUCCUCAGAUUAACUCUGAGGGAAGAGCUAAUUUUCUCCAUUUAUAAAUGAAAAAACUGAUGCUUAGGGAGGACUCAAACCUUGGUGUGACUCUACCUAAUGCUGCUUAACUCUGGCACCACCUUUCCCACUUCCCCUUCACUUUUGGAAUGAAAGACUGAACAAUUCUGUUGCAUUUUCUGCCUUCAAAGGAUAAGUGCUUGAAAUCAAGACAGAAAGGGUCAUGUGAGAAGUCUGAGAAAUCCUAGGGGUUCCCUGUCCUUUGGCUUGUGUUUGAAUUCCCUUAGCUGACAGAAAUGUCCUGUCUACUCAGGAACUCAGAACAGCUAGGGCUGGUGCCAGAGAGGAAAGAGUAUGGCAAAUGCUGCCCAGCUGAAGCCCUUCUUACUUCAGCCCCCAGGCUACUUCAGAUUCUCUCCAACUUUUGAAAGUAUCAGAGUGGCCUCAGUUAAUCGGUCAACUAAUGUCUAUAAUGCCAUUAUACAGUCCAAUUCCCUAUCAAAAGUUUUAGCCAUAUGAGCUAAGCCCUGAGCAAAGCCACCUUAGUAAGACACAUAGUUGAACUAUGACACGACCAGCCCUGCAUAUUUAUCUUACAGUUUGGCUUUGGAGGACAUGGUAAGACUGCAAAGGUAGCCUGCUGAAGUUCCCAGGCUAGCAUCUGGGAUGUGUGAGCACAGCACAUCUACAUUGGGAAGGAGAUUUGAGGGCUCUCCAAGAAGUCUUGGAGAAUUAGAGGAAGUACAUAAGCUGGAUUGUCCGCUGUCAGUCAAUCUGGCAUCAAUACCACCCUCCCCAACUUCUAAGGGCUUUUCUUCAUUGCAGAGAUGCCAGGAAGGAACUACAUUUCCCAGAAACCCUUUCCCCUAGGAUUUGCUAAUGAAAGGCACUCACAGGAGAUUUUUUCCCCCUAAUGCCAAACUGAUUAAAUUUGGCAUUAGGAAAAAGAGAAGCCAUUUUUCUUUGGAGACACUGCAGUCACGUUGUGGGAAAAUAGAUUUCAUAGCAGCCUCCUGGCUAGAAUUGCACUAGCUUCCAGGCAAGCUCUUGAGAACUCUGGAACUUUUAGCUGAGAUUUGCGUUGGCUUUCUUGACCUGUGGGAAUAUCUCUGACCUUUGUUAGAUCCUAAUUUCUGUACUAAGUCCAUCUCACCUGGAAUACAAAAGUGGCCUCUGUUUUCCUAACCUGGUACAGCUCUCAGCAUGUCUUACAGACAAGAAUACAAACUCCUGUUUGUAAACCACCUAGGAUGGUGGCAGCCAUUAUUCAACUUUUUGUUGUAGAUUGGCUCUACAGAAAUUCUGAUGAGUAAUGGCUUUUUCAUUGCAUUUAGGGUCCUUAUUAGGAGAGAAUUUGAAAGGUUUUUUUUUCCCCCCCCAAUGCCAGAAAUAUCUUUGGCUAUGAAGCACCACAGAGGUAGUCCCUGUGGGACUAUCUGGGCCUUUCUUUUCAAAUAAAGCUAGUUUUUAGAUUCACGAGACACUUCUCUACCCACAAGGGGAUAUUUCAAGGUAGGAAGGGCAGGGAAAGACUCAAGGAUGCCGAGAAGCGCAACCUCAUAGUCAAACCCAGGUAUCAUGGAUGACUAGUCUCUAUCUGGUGGACAUCACUGGUGUUCCCCACUAGAAUGCAGGCUUCACAGGGCAGAGAUCUUUUGUUUUGUUCACUAAUGUACCCUAAGCACCUAGGACAAUGCCUGUGGGUGCUACCUGGAAGUGACACACUCCUCGACUGUGAGUCUGAGAUACCUACAAGAUUCAACAGUCAGAUAUUACAUGUACUUUAUCUACUUUCAUGUUUAUAUCAUCUCUGGCUCUAAGACACUGUACUGCCACCCAUUCUAGGAGCAAAAGCAAUUUAAAAAACAAACCAAACCAAAGCUCUGGUCACUUUUAACUUGCCUCUCCUUAUAUACCUUUCUGUUCUCAGGUCUUCAUAAUCACAAUAGUUGUCGACUCAGUAAUCUCAGGGGCAAGUUUUAAGAAUGUAUUUUGGCUGGGUGUGGUGGCUCACACCUGCAAUCCCAGCACUUUGGGAGGCCAAGGCGGGCAGAUCACCUGAGGUCAGGAGUUCGAGACUAGCCUGGCCAACAUGGUGAAACACCAUCUCUACUAAAAAUAAAAAAAUUAGCCAGGCAUGGUGGCAGGCGCCUGUAGUCCCAGCUACUUGGGAGGCUGAAGCAGGAGAAUCACUUGAACCUGGGAGGUGGGAGCUGCAGUGAGCCGAGACUGUGCCACUGCACUCCAGCCUGGGUGAGAGUGAGACUCCGUCUCAAAAAAAUAAAAAUAAAAAUGGUAUUUCUAGGUUCUAUUUGGGCAACCAAGGGAAUUUUAAACAAUUAACACUUCAUAUUUCAAUGUAAUAU
Pongo pygmaeus (Bornean orangutan) is the source of this 5463-nucleotide messenger RNA. It is a transcript of the gene NR2E3, whose product is annotated as nuclear receptor subfamily 2 group E member 3. Gene Ontology annotation, cellular component: nucleus. The record is from RefSeq and is a predicted model, not a curated record. The coding region runs from base 797 to 1765 and encodes 322 amino acids. NCBI's taxonomy places the organism in Eukaryota, Metazoa, Chordata, Mammalia, Primates, Hominidae. Gene Ontology annotation, molecular function: nuclear steroid receptor activity; zinc ion binding; sequence-specific DNA binding. Gene Ontology annotation, biological process: regulation of DNA-templated transcription. The transcript is spliced from 8 exons.